UCAGUUCAACCAUAUCUAAGUUGAAAUCAGAAACUUGAAUAGAUACUGAGCUUGUUCUUACCAGCCUAAUAAGGUGUGAAAGUUUAAGCAACUAAAAUAUUGACUUACGUAUCCGCCUUAGUGUUUUAAAUGUUUAGGUGAAGUGAUAAAGGAUAUUUUGAUACAGCUGUUAUAAUAAUGUCAGAACUAUUUGUCAAGAUUCUAUUCGGGGUGAUUUUGAUACUAUUGAACGAAGGAUCGUUACAUGCAUCAAACACAGACGAGCAUCAGAGACUGAAACGAGAGAUCGAGUGUGAUGCAAAGUACAGGGAAAUAACAGCAGGCCAUUCCGCGUGCAAACAGCCAUCAGACAGCGUCACAGCUUCAGGGGUAUCGGAUGAAAACAAACAAACCAUACUGGAUGCCCACAACACUGCCAGAAGGUCUGUUUCUCCUACAGCAAGCAACAUGAUGUUGAUGACAUGGGACGAUGAGAUAGCAAAUACUGCACAAAGAUGGGCAGAAAACUGCGUUCUCGGUCAUGAUGGCAGCUACGACAGAUACGCUUAUGGUCGGUUCAGUGUUGGACAGAACUUGGCGAUGGGACAAGCAGACUGGAGCAGUGCUAUAAAAGCCUGGGAAGACGAGAAAGAUGAUUACGACUUUACAACGAAUAGAAGUCCAAAUGGGAAAGAAAUAGGCCAUUACACUCAGAUGGUGUGGGCUAAAAGUUCAAAGAUUGGCUGUGGGUAUGCGAGGUGUCAUACAACAAAUUACUAUGUCUGCAACUAUGGUCCUGGAGGAAACUCAGGAGGUGACAAGCCAUACGUGUCUGGUCAAACGUGUUCUGCUUGUCCUAACAAGUGUAACAAUGGACUAUGUGACUGCGGCGGAGUUGUUUGUCUGAACGGAGGAGAGAUCGAUUACAAUACUUGCACCUGUAACUGUAAAUCGAACCUACCGUUUUACUUAGCACCUACAUGUGGACUGAACUGUGAACUGAAUAAGGAAGCGAGCUGGUGCAAUCAGUAUGGAGUGGCAGGCUGUAAGACAUACACUAAUGUUCCCCAGGAAUGCCCUCUUAUGUGCAGCUGGUGCCCAACCGCUGCGUAUAAACCUGAAGAUAAAGACACAACUGUGUCGCCUCGGCCGACAGACAGAACUGACAGCACAGAAAGUUCAUCUCGGGCUACAGACUCGACACCACGUGCAACAGACAGAACGACUACAACAGCUGAAGCACAUACAAUUGUUGCCAGUGCCUUUAUUAGCUUAUUUGUUGUUCUAAUCCCUUGCAUAGUACUAUAAGACUGUAGUCUCCCUUGGACUGACAUGUUUUCUACAUUGGUGGUUUAAAAA
Molecule: messenger RNA, 1338 nt
Organism: Mercenaria mercenaria
Lineage: Eukaryota; Metazoa; Mollusca; Bivalvia; Venerida; Veneridae
Product: cysteine-rich venom protein-like
Exons: 11
Coding region: 178-1287 (369 amino acids)
Cellular component (GO): extracellular region
Source: RefSeq, a predicted model, not a curated record